This is a messenger RNA of Manihot esculenta (cassava), 1809 nucleotides long. Its product is annotated as homogentisate phytyltransferase 1, chloroplastic. The transcript has 13 exons. Gene Ontology annotation, molecular function: prenyltransferase activity. Gene Ontology annotation, cellular component: membrane. The record is from RefSeq and is a predicted model, not a curated record. Bases 242 to 1474 code for a protein of 410 amino acids. Lineage: Eukaryota; Viridiplantae; Streptophyta; Magnoliopsida; Malpighiales; Euphorbiaceae.
CUCGCCUGUUACUCGGUCAAUUAAUUUAGCGGCCCCAAAACAAAUGCACGCGAAAAAUCCAAAUGAGAGCACAUUGCGACAGAAGUGGUGGCAAAUAUGUUGCUUCUUUCCUUCUCUCGCCUGUUUCUCAGUCAAUUAAUUUCAUGUAUUCACAAUAGCACCCGAGAAAGAGAAGAUUAGUGGUAGUGGUUUUGGACUUGUUGAUUAACUGAAAACUUCCACUUCCUAAGCAGUGAGAGAGAUGGUGGUUAUGGAGUCUCUGCCUCUUCGACUGUUUCCCAAGUCUUCUUCGCUCGCUUCUGGUGGAAAUUGUGGGCGGAGUAACAUUUUUAAAGUGGGUCACUCUCCAACAUCAGUCAGAGUUUCCAGGUGCAGAACAUGGAACGUCCUAGAAAGACAUUAUUUUGCGAAGUCUCAGCAUCAUCAAAUGAAGCAUCACCUUAGACGUAUUGUGGAAAGAUCUAUCAUCUAUCAGAAAAGUGAUGCCCAUUUCUUGGUGCAUGCCACCUCUGGACAGCCUCUUGAAUCUGAGCCAGAUGCUUAUAGUCCUAAGAGUACUUCAAAUUCUAUUCUCAAUGCAUUAGAUGCUUUCUAUAGAUUCUCACGUCCUCAUACCGUUAUAGGAACAGCUUUGAGCAUCUUAUCGGUUUCCCUCCUUGCAGUAGAGAAACUCUCAGAUCUUUCUCCACUGUUCUUCACAGGGGUUUUGGAGGCUGUUGUUGCCGCCCUCUUGAUGAAUAUAUACAUAGUUGGUUUAAAUCAGUUAACUGACAUUGAAAUAGACAAGGUUAAUAAGCCAUAUCUUCCACUGGCAUCUGGAGAGUACUCGGUGGGCAUUGGUGUCAUGAUUAUUGCGUCCUUCUCCAUGAUGAGCUUUUGGCUCGGGUGGGUUGUUGGUUCUUGGCCAUUGUUUUGGGCUCUUUUUGUCAGUUUUGUUCUUGGAACAGCAUAUUCAAUCAAUUUGCCGCUGUUGAGAUGGAAAAGGUUUGCAUUUGUUGCUGCAAUGUGCAUCUUAGCUGUCCGGGCAGUGAUUGUUCAACUUGCCUUUUAUCUGCAUAUGCAGACCCAUGUGUAUGGAAGACCUGCUGUCUUUUCCAGGCCUCUAAUUUUUGCAACUGCAUUCAUGAGCUUCUUCUCAGUUGUUAUAGCAUUAUUCAAGGAUAUACCUGAUAUUGAAGGGGAUAAGAUAUUUGGUAUCCGUUCCUUUACAGUGCGCUUGGGCCAAGAGCGGGUUUUCUGGACCUGUAUUUCUCUUCUUGAAAUAGCUUAUGGUGUUGCUAUUCUAGUUGGAGCAGCAUCUUCCCACACUUGGAGCAAGUGUAUCACGGUUCUGGGGCAUGCCAUAUUGGCUUCAAUACUGUGGAACCGUGCUAAAAGUGUUGAUCUCAAGAGCAAAGCUGCUAUAACUUCCUGUUACAUGUUUAUUUGGAAGUUAUUUUAUGCAGAAUACUUGCUUAUACCACUUGUAAGAUGAGCAUGUGAAGCAUUAUGGAGAGAAAGAAACAGCAGUCUAGGGAAAUGGAGUGUUCUACUGAAACAUUGAAGCUCGAUGAAGGACCACAUCAGAAAGAGGAAAUGCAGUUUGCCUUGCAGGUUCUGUAUACCUAUCAUUUAUCUCAAACCGAUUGUUAUGUUGGGGUAAAAAAAGGCAAUUGCUAUGGUUAUGGCAUUUUAUUCAUACAAAAUUUAUCAUUUGCAUUAGAAUCGUUUUCUUGUUGCAGCUUGCAAGAUUAAUUUGAAGUUUGUGUUUUCGAGUAAUUGUAUACUGUUUAUUAUUAUUAUUAGAUGAAUACAUGUGCAUUAGACUAA